This is a messenger RNA of Eucalyptus grandis, 2189 nucleotides long. RefSeq names its product WEB family protein At1g12150. The transcript is spliced from 4 exons. The record is from RefSeq and is a predicted model, not a curated record. NCBI's taxonomy places the organism in Eukaryota, Viridiplantae, Streptophyta, Magnoliopsida, Myrtales, Myrtaceae. Bases 318 to 2012 code for a protein of 564 amino acids.
UGACCGUUGAAAGCCCGCGAAAUCCUCUCCUCUUUCGGCGUUCGAUAGGAGGGACUUACCUGUCCUGUUCCUCUGGUUUCUCUCCCACGAAAACCAAGGCUUCCAAGAGAAACACCCGAAAAGAAGAAGAGAAAAACCAGUUCUUUCGAAGAAUCUGAUACUGUCAAGAUCAUCACGCCGAUUUCCUUUCCGGGAGUCAGCCGAUGAAUGUUGUGUUGAUGCCGUAGUCGCCGCCAUUUUCCGGGCAUUCUUGAUCGAACUUUGUCUCAGAUAACCCGGGAUUCGAGGUCAGAUUAGGAUUUCAAAGGGAAAAAAAAAUGGUAAAUAUUCGCAUCAAAGAUGACCAAAACCCAGUGGAGUCCCCGAGAGCCGAGGUCGGCGAGAUCGACACCCGAGCUCCAUUUCAAUCUGUUAAGGCUGCUGUGAGUCUAUUUGGCGAGGUAGCAAGCAAGAAGAAGCCGGCCAUCAGGAGGUCAAAAACUUCUUCAGAGAAUGUACUGGACAAGGAGACACAGCUUCUUCUGGCACAAAAAGAACUAAACCGGAUCAAACAGCAGUUGGAAAACGCAGAAACCACAAAAACACGAGCGCUUUCCGAUCUGGGGAAGGCAAACAGAACGGUUCAGGAAUUGACCACCAAGCUCAACUCUGCAAUUGAGUCCAAACAAGCAGCCAUCGAAGCCACCGAGGCCGUGAAACACAAGGCUAAGCAUCUUGAGCGAGUGAAAUCCCAAAACCUCGAGCGGACCAGUUCAUGGAAAAAGGAAUUAGGCACUACGAGGGAUGAGUACAGAAGAGCAGCCACCGAAUUGAAUACCGCUAAGCAAGAGCUCACCAAGAUCAGGCAGGACUUUGAUGCAACUCUAGAAGCCAAAUUGGCCGCUUUCCAACAAGCAGCCGAAGCUCAACGCUCAGCCAAAGUUAACUCGGAGAAAGCUAGUGAAUUGUCUAAGGAAAUCCAGGCAAUGCGCCAAUCCCUCGAUCACCUAAAGGCCACAUCUUUUCAAGCCGAAAAGGAGCAGGCCAAGUUCGUGGAAGAGAAAGAUGCUCGGCUAAAAGCUUGCAAGAUUGCCAAAGAAGAAGUGGAAGAGAAGCUCCCUUCUUUGAAGAAAGAAUUCAAUCCCGCACAGACGAGGAAUCUUGAGCUAAAGCUCGGGGAAACAACUGAAGAGAUUGAGGUUCUACAGAACGAGAUGAAGAAGGUCCACGCUUCCGACAUGGAUUCAGUCAAGGUCAUCACUACGGAGCUUAACGAGGCCACAAAGGCAUUACAAAAUGUUGCCGAAGAAGAGAGCUCCUGUAGAGAGCUGGUGAAUUCUCUCAGGCAAGAACUGGAGGACAUGAAGACAGAGCGUAUCAGUUUGGAAGAACGGGAAGCGGAAUUGCAGAGAACCAUGAAGACCCUUCAAGCCGAAUUGAUUGAACAAAAGCAGGAACUCGAAGCGGCCCCUCAAGAAGAGAUGGAAAAUGAUGCUGCUGACGAACAGACAAUAUCGUUGGCAAUUCAAAAGACUAUGCAGGAAGCAGAAGAGAUGAGGAGAGCGGCUGAAGAGCUCAAGCGUGAAGCCGAAGCAAGCCGUGUUGGGAAAGAGGAGGUGGAGAGGAUGCUAGAGGCAACACUGAAAGAGGCAGAGGUGGCAAAAACAGCAGAGAAGAGGGCGCUCGAUCAGAUUAAGAACCUGAGCGCUAAGGCAGACAUGGUGAGCGCGUCAGACCCUGAUUCCAGCGGCUGGAUCAGAAUGUCGGUACAGGAGUUUGAGUCCUUGAGCAGGAAGGUUGAGGAGUCAGAAAAUUUGGCGGAGAUGAAGUUGGCAGCAGCGGCGUUUCAGAUGGAAGCAGUGAACACCAAGAAAAGCGAGGCGGAGAAGCGGAAGGAGGUGAUCCUGAAGGAGAUUGAGGAGAUUAAGGAGGCCACAGAGUUCGCCCUAAAGCAAGCAGAGAUGGCUGAGGCGGCGAAGAAGGCCAUAGAGGGUGAGCUUACGAAACGGCGUCAACAAGAGCAAGGCAACUAAUGAAUUUUCUGUUUCAGGCCGAAACAAUUCCCACAACGGAGAAGGAAGAAAAAAAAUUUGCAUUCCACGGUCGAGUUUGAGUUCAAAUGAUCAUUAAGCUGUCAUGUGAAGGAAGCUAUGAAUGUCUCUUGAGAAAACUCAUUUUGUGCAAAUACGACUGAUAAUUCUUCACAUUGA